UACUCCCCGAUAACCCCAGCUCGGACCCCCACCGGUGCAUCCCACGCCUUUGGCAUCGAUGUCCUGGCGAGCGCGGCACAUCGGGAAGGGAGAAAAGUGGCUUUAUUUCUACGUUUGGUGGGUUUAAAAAAAUAAUUAUGAUGAUUAUUUUUCUAAUUAACGCAAUUAAUCGGUGCCUGAAGUGUGAGUGUGGGCAGCGGCGAGAGGAAAGCCCUCUCUCUCCCGGUGCCCUUCCAUCUGCUGUCUCCCCAUUCCCGGCAAAACAAACCCCCUGAUCUCGCCGGGAAAAAACGGCCUUUGGCAUCGCUCCUGCCCGUGGCCACUCCCGGGGAAGGAGAUCCCACCCGAGAGCCCCGGGAAGAGAGGGUCUGGCAUCUCCCCGCGGCUCGGGGUGGGCUCGUUGCGAUGGGUCUGGGUGAUUGGAAUGCCCGGGAGCCGGGGUAAGGAAGGGAAAAUCCUCCUGGAGGCCCUGGGAGGGGAGGACGUGCCCCGUGUGCGGCUCAGGACGGCAUCGCUCCCGUGCGGAACGACGGGCUGAGGAGGAUUUAUUAAGUCGUCUGAGCUUUUUUUCCCCCCGUCCUUGAGCAUCCUCUGACCGGUUGAUGGAUGUGCUCCGGUAGCCUGGUGAUCCCAAAGGGGUAGGAGGGGUCCCUGCCCGUCCCCCACCCAAUGCUGGUGCGGACAGAGCUGCUGGGAGCGGGAUCUGGGCACGUCUGUGCAGGAUAAACCCCAUCCCGUCCCACUCCGUGUGCCUGGAGCCCUCUUCUCCCACGGGACAGGAUUGUUUCCAGGGAGAGGUGAGGAUGCUUGCCCCGAGACAAGCAGAAAAAGGACCCGCUGGACCUUCUCCCAUUGAUCUUUUCAUGUCAGGUCUUUGCAGGGUGAACUGGUGGUGUUUUAUUGUUCUGGGGAGCAGAGAACAAAGGAAAAUUCUUCCUCUGGGUGUGUUUUUUUGUGUUCCUCAGCUCAGACACCGUCUCUCCCAUCGGAUCAGUAAGGUGAUGCCCGGUGGGUUGAUGCUGGCUGCUCGGCAAGUCCAAUGUCCAUCUCUUAAAAGAAUUUUAAUUUUCUUUUAAAAUGUAGAUAAAUGAGCUGGGAUGGAGUUUGGGGUUUGGGCUCCCUUGCUGCACCCUCUGCCCGCGUUGCCAAUGGGGCACAGCUUCCCUGAGCCCCUAAACGGCAGGAAAUGAAUAAACUGAAUAAAGUCUUGUGGUGGAGCUUUUCAAGAAGCUCUGCUGAACUUCCCCAUCUUUUCUGCCGAGCUCUCCCUCUGGAUGCUGCUGGAGGCAGGUGAUGGAUUGCCCAGGCUUGUCUGUGGGACAGACACCCCAGGCAGGCCAGAACCUUGGAUCAGGGAUAGAACUGAUGCUUUAAGUGUUCUCUUCCUACCCUGGCUCCUAACGAUGUGUCCAGCGUUAAAUGAACUCCUCACGUUGCUAUGAGCCGUAGGAUGGGAUCAGCAUGCUUUGCUGGACUCUCCCUAACCCCUGUCCAUAAUUAUCUGCAUCAUUAGACGGCUGCUUGCUCAUCCAGCUUCAGGCAGGGAGUUAAUAGCAGCUGCUCCAGCCAGGCACUGAAUUCUGAGGAGUAAUGCCUCUGCAAAUGUAAAUAGGAAAGGAGGAACUGUCUGUGGACACUGAUUUUAAGGGAUGUCCACUGUGGAGACCUGCAAGUAGGGUGUCUUCCACAGCUGGGAUUGGAACAUCCUCCUGGAGGAUCCACCCGGGAGGGAAAGCAUCCAUUUGGGACUCUGGAGCAGCUGCACUGAUGUCUACAGGCCUGUAUUUUCAUAGCUGGUGUCAUGCCCAUUCUUGCAACCAGCAUCAGAGGGGGAUGCCAGGCUGCGGGAUGUGGGAAUGCUGAGACCAGUGCCCUCCCCAUGCCUGUGCUCAGGGGUUUUCAGCUGGCAGCAAUUCUCAGGUUGAAUUCUGCUAAUUAAUUAUUUGGCAAUAUCUCUAAAUCCCAUGUAUUCUGCUGCUUGUUCUCUUUGAUGAAGUGAUGGUCCCAUUGCUUUAGCUUCGAAUAUUCCAGAGCUGAUGCAGGCUGGCAGCAUGGAAUCUGCUUCUCCACAGCUUUCCCUAUUGUGCUUUUUAAAAAAAAAAAAAAAAAAAAUUAUUUUAUGUUAUUUUCCCCCUUUCAUUUUUUUCUCCAGAUGUAGCAUGAUGGCUGUGUAAGGAGCAGGGAUGUGGUCCUGUUCCUGCAGAGGUUGGCAUCCUGGAUUCACCGGGAUCCCUCUGGGAUCCCAUUCCAGGCUGGGACCCCCCCAUAUGCUGCCACCAGGGACACUUGCAUGAGUGGUUUUGGUUUUGCAGUGAGGAAAGGAAAUGAUUUGAUGCUUUCAUGCUGCUUGUUGCAAUUUCUGGUUCUCUUUUUUUUGGUGUUUCUUAAGUUCCCCUCGCUUUUGUUUCACACUCCUCCAUCCUCCAGCUGUGAUCCUCGUGUUCAUUGAGCUUUUUCUAGGAAAACCCUGUGUCUUCUUGGGAGGGAAGAGCUAAAAACCCCAGUACUUGCUAAUCUCUUGCUUUUCCAGCUGCUGACCCCUUGCAUGUGACCGGGGUUGGGCUGGAAAGUUUCCUUGGAGGAAGGAGAAAGGCAUUUGGCUGUCAGGGAACGGAAAAACCAGAGGAGCCACUCUCCAUCCUGGUUUUCCUUCGGGCUGGCAGAAGCACGGAGCUGUUUUGGGCUGGCGCAGGCUGCGGCUGCUCUCCAGGAUGUGGCACCAUCAUGGGAUGCAGCCCGUGCUGGCAAGGGAUGCUCGGAGGUGGGAUGCAGUGAUCCCAAGGGAUGGAUGGUGUAGUGCUGAAGGAGGACUCCUGACACCCCGCCAGAAGUUAGAUCCACAAAUCCACGGAGAGAUUUCUGCUCCUUUUUGGAGUUUUGGUUUCUUUUUAUUACAAGCCAGAACGACCCUAAAUCACCAAACCGCGUCCGGAUAGGACCAAGCAGGAAGCUGGCUCCCUUUCCCUUGUGUUUUGCAGGUUUAAAAACACAGAUCUGUGCUGAAGUUUGGUUCUUCUCUUUAAUCCCGGGUCUGUGAAGGAGGCUUUAACCUGAGCUCACGCCGUUGGAAUUCCCUGCUGCGCCAGGGAGAGGCUCCUUGCCUUCAAUUGCUUCCAGAUGCCAUUCCUGUUCCGGCUCUUCCCCUUGCAAAAUGUCUCCCCCAGCCCGCCGAAGUUUUCCCGGCCGGAUUCGACAUCCCGAUAUCCGGCCGGGCUGAGGGAAGAGAGGACGGCCCCGUAGAUCCCGCCGAGCUCCUGCCUGCUCCGCCUGGACCAAGAGGAACGGGCCGUGACCAGCGAUGAGAGCUCCGGCCCUCGCCUGAUCCCUUUCCUGCUGAUAAAAAUGAUCAACAAGUCUCGAGGGAAGAUCCUCGGGGUGCUGGCGCUGUUUCUGGUGAUGGUUUGGUACUCGAUCUACCGGGAAGACAGGUACACACAGCUCUUUUAUUUCCCUGUGCAAGAAAACAACAAGACAACGUGUCCCCUGGGGGAGGUGGAAAAGAAAGCGGCGCAGCUCAUCGGGAACUACACGAGGGACCACCCGCUCUUCUUGCAGCUGAAGGACUAUUUUUGGGUGAAGACGCCGUCGCUCUACGAGCUGCCCUACGGCACCAAGGGAAGCGAAGACGUCCUCCUGCGCCUGCUGUCCAUCACCCACUACUCCCUGCCUGAGAGCAUCCGGAGCCUCAAGUGCCGGAGGUGUGCGGUGGUGGGCAACGGCCACCGGCUCCGCAACAGCUCCAUGGGGGACACCAUCAACACCUACGAUGUCGUGAUCAGGCUGAACAACGCCCCGGUCCAUGGUUAUGAGCAGGACGUGGGCUCCAAGACCACCAUGCGCCUCUUCUACCCGGAGUCGGCCCACUUUGACCCCCGGACCGAUAACAACCCCGACACGCUGCUGGUGCUCGUGGCCUUCAAGCCCAUGGACUUCCAGUGGAUGGAGGCCAUCCUCAAUGACAAGAAGAGGGUUCGGAAAGGGUUUUGGAAACAGCCCCCGUUGAUCUGGGACGCCAACCUGGAGCAAGUGCGCGUCCUCAACCCCUACUACAUGGAAGUAACUGCUGCUAAACUGCUCAACCUCCCCAUGAAGCAGCCACGGAAGGUCAAGCAGAAGCCCACCACGGGGCUGCUGGCCAUCACCUUGGCACUGCACUUCUGUGACCUGGUGCACAUCGCGGGCUUUGGCUACCCCGAUUCGGCCAACAAGAAGCAAACCAUCCACUACUACGAACAGAUCACGCUCAAGUCCAUGGCUAUGUCGGAGCACAAUGUGUCCCACGAGGCCGUGGCCAUCAAGCGGAUGCUGGAGCUGGGACUCGUCAAGAACCUCACCUACUUCUGAGGGCGGCGGGGCUGCGCAGGGACACCGGCCCCGGGACGAGGAGACAGCGUCCCCUGCAGUGAGGGGACACUGCGCUGGCGUGGCCAGAGUGACCGAGGGCAGAGCAUCCUUGUCGCCGCCACCACCGCGCCCUGGGACUGUCGGAGCAGGGCUGGGGCUGGGGCCGCGCUGGACCGCGGGUCCCUGGGUGGGGCAGCUCUUGUGGGGCGCAGGGAGCCUGGCAGGGCCGUGCCCCAGCGCCUUUUCUACUGACACACUGAAGCUACCAAGGACUUGGAGGGGAUUUUUAGGGUAGGGGGAUCCUCCCUCCCAGCGGGCCUGAGGGGGUGAGUCAGGGCAGGAGCCCUUGCCCUGGACAUUCUCUUUCCCUUAAUUCCCUCAUACACUGACGAAGGCCCUGCUGAGGGGCUGAUUUUGGGGGUCCUGGACCCCCUCCCACCAGGGAAUGGGAGCCUUUGGAGGCUGAUAUUGCCUCCUGCCUGCCCUGGACCUCCCCCCAAAUAUUUAAUUCCCCUCCCUUUUUUUUUUUUAAUUUCCUUUUUACUUGGCGGCCCUGUCCUGUGCCUUAGUGCUGGUGUAGGGACUCGUCCCCGCAGCCCCCCUGGGCGGGGGCACCCUGGGGUGCUUGGCUUCGGGGUAUGCCAGGGCCCUUUGGUGGUGCAGAUUAAUUUAAUUAAUUUAAAUGCUUAUUUAUGGUGGAGCCUUCACCCAGGGCCCAUGUGCCACUCGUGUCAGGGACAAGGGGCCUUGGGUGGGCUGGCGUGUGCUUGGCUCCAGGGGGUGGGCAUUUGGGAUGUCCCCCCACCACGGAGGGGUUGACUGGUGCCUUCUCCCUGCUGGUGUAGGGUCCCCUCUGCCCCCGUGGGGCUGCAGGUGUUGGGGGGAUCCAUGGAUGGGGGUGUUGGGGCUGAUGCUGGUACCCAAUAAAGUCCUGGUGAGGCUGGGA
Messenger RNA from Corvus hawaiiensis (hawaiian crow), 5290 nucleotides. It is a transcript of the gene ST3GAL4, whose product is annotated as ST3 beta-galactoside alpha-2,3-sialyltransferase 4. NCBI's taxonomy places the organism in Eukaryota, Metazoa, Chordata, Aves, Passeriformes, Corvidae. The record is from RefSeq and is a predicted model, not a curated record. Gene Ontology annotation, molecular function: sialyltransferase activity. The transcript is spliced from 12 exons. Gene Ontology annotation, biological process: glycolipid biosynthetic process. The coding region runs from base 3343 to 4344 and encodes 333 amino acids.